Triplophysa rosa is the source of this 4415-nucleotide messenger RNA. It is a transcript of the gene smc3, whose product is annotated as structural maintenance of chromosomes 3. Gene Ontology annotation, molecular function: ATP hydrolysis activity; double-stranded DNA binding; ATP binding. Gene Ontology annotation, biological process: mitotic sister chromatid cohesion. Gene Ontology annotation, cellular component: chromosome. The coding region runs from base 196 to 3846 and encodes 1216 amino acids. The record is from RefSeq and is a predicted model, not a curated record. Lineage: Eukaryota; Metazoa; Chordata; Actinopteri; Cypriniformes; Nemacheilidae. The transcript has 29 exons.
GCCAUUUUGCUUGUGUUUCUGUGUCGUGAGGGGAGGGAAAACAAAAUUUGCUGUUACACUUGAGUUAAAACUUGGCGUAUAUAUUUUGCGUGCGGGAAUUUUUAUUUUUAUAUAAGCCCUUCUUCUCUUUGAGGAGGAGGGUGUUUAAUUUGGCUUUAUUCGGCUGACUCUGAGGAGAGGUGUGCAUAACCCGCCAUGUACAUUAAACAGGUUAUUAUUCAGGGGUUUCGCAGCUACAGAGAUCAAACUGUGGUUGACCCCUUUAGCUCCAAACACAAUGUUAUAGUUGGAAGAAAUGGAUCAGGGAAGAGUAACUUCUUUUAUGCUAUCCAGUUUGUGCUCAGUGAUGAGUUCAGUCACCUUCGGCCAGAGCAACGUCUAGCUCUUCUUCAUGAAGGCACAGGCCCACGAGUCAUUUCCGCCUUCGUGGAAAUUAUAUUCGACAACUCCGACAACAGACUGCCGAUUGAUAAAGAGGAAGUGUCUCUACGCCGUGUCAUUGGUGCAAAAAAAGACCAGUACUUCUUAGACAAGAAGAUGGUCACAAAAAAUGAUGUGAUGAAUCUGUUGGAGAGCGCCGGGUUCUCUCGCAGUAACCCAUACUACAUCGUCAAGCAGGGAAAGAUCAACCAGAUGGCAACUGCGCCUGACUCUCAGCGUCUGAAGCUGCUCAGAGAGGUGGCCGGCACCAGAGUCUAUGAUGAACGCAAGGAGGAGAGUAUCUCGCUCAUGAAGGAAACGGAGGGUAAGAGAGAGAAGAUUAAUGAGUUGCUGAAGUACAUCGAGGAGCGUCUUCACACUCUGGAGGAUGAGAAAGAGGAACUGGCGCAGUACCAGAAAUGGGAUAAAAUGAGGAGAGCUCUGGAGUACACCAUUUAUAACCAGGAGCUCAAUGAGACCCGGGCCAAGCUUGAUGAGUUAUCCAGUAAGAGAGAGACCUGUGGAGACAAAUCUAGACAACUGCGAGAUGCUCAACAAGACGCCAGAGACAAAGUGGAGGAGACGGAGCGUGUGGUUAGGGAGCUGAAGUCUCGCAUAUCCGCCAUGAAGGAGGAGAAGGAACAGCUGAGUGCCGAACGACAGGAGCAGAUCAAACAGAGGACCAAACUGGAGCUCAAAGCCAAAGAUCUGCAGGACGAGCUGGCAGGAAACAGUGAACAGAGGAAACGGCUGCUGAAGGAGCGCCAGAAGCUCCUAGAGAAGAUUGAGGAAAAACAGAAGGAGCUACAAGAAACAGAACCCAAAUUUAACACUGUGAAAGAGAAAGAAGAGCGGGGAAUCGCCCGACUCGCUCAGGCCACGCAGGAGCGCACAGACCUGUACGCUAAACAGGGUCGAGGCAGCCAGUUCACCUCUAAAGAGGAGAGAGACAAAUGGAUCAAGAAAGAACUGAAGUCUUUGGAUCAGGCCAUCAGCGACAAAAAACGUCAGAUCGCUGCCAUCAACAAAGACCUUGAAGACACCGAGGCCAAUAAAGAGAGAAACCUGGAGCAGUACAGCAAACUAGACCAAGACCUGAAUGAAGUAAAAACCCGUGUGGAGGAGCUCGACAAAAAAUACUACGAAGUGAAGAACCGAAAGGAUGAACUUCAGAGCGAGAGAAACUACUUGUGGAGAGAGGAGAACGCAGAACAGCAAGCGCUGACAGCCAAACGUGAAGACCUGGAGAAGAAACAGCAGCUACUGCGGGCAGCCACCGGAAAGGCUAUUCUGAACGGUAUCGACAGUAUUAAUAAAGUAUUGGAACAUUUCCGCCGGAAGGGCAUCAACCAGCAUGUCAUCAACGGUUACCACGGCAUCGUCAUGAAUAACUUUGAGUGCGAGCCGGCCUUCUACACCUGCGUGGAGGUGACCGCUGGCACCAGGCUGUUUUAUCACAUCGUGGAGACGGACGAAGUGAGCACCAAGAUUCUCAUGGAGUUUAAUAAGAUGAAUUUGCCUGGUGAGGUCACAUUCCUGCCACUCAGCAAACUGGACGUCAGGGACACCGCUUACCCCGAGACCAACGAUGCGAUUCCCAUGAUCAGUAAGCUCCGCUACAGUACGAACUUUGACAAGGCCUUCAAACACGUGUUCGGCAAGACACUGAUCUGCCGCAGUAUGGAAGUGUCCACACAGCUGGCUAGAGCCUUCACCAUGGACUGCAUCACUUUGGAGGGUGAUCAGGUGAGUCAUCGCGGCGCUCUGACUGGUGGCUACUAUGACACACGCAAGUCUCGUCUAGAGCUGCAGAAGGACAUGAGGAAGGCAGAGGAAGAGCUUGGAGAACUGGAGGCCAAACUCAACGAGAACCUUCGGAGAAACAUUGAACGUAUCAAUAACGAAAUCGACCAGCUGAUGAAUCAGAUGCAGCAGAUCGAGACCCAGCAGAGGAAGUUCAAGGCGUCCCGAGACAGCAUACUGUCAGAGAUGAAGAUGCUGAAGGAGAAGAGACAGCAGUCAGAGAAAACCUUCAUGCCCAAGCAACGUAGUCUUCAGAGUUUGGAGGCCAGUCUACACGCUAUGGAGAGCACGCGUGAGUCUUUGAAGGCGGAGCUGGGCACAGACCUGCUCUCUCAGCUCAGUCUGGAGGACCAACGCAGGGUGGACGAUCUCAAUGAUGAGAUUAGACAGUUACAACAGGACAAUAGGCAGCUGCUGAACGAGAGAAUCAAACUGGAGGGAAUCAUGACCCGGGUGGAGACGUACCUCAACGAGAACCUGCGCAAGCGGCUUGACCAAGUUGAACAGGAACUGAACGAACUGAGAGAAACAGAGGGAGGAACCGUGCUCACAGCGACCACAUCAGAGUUGGAUGGCAUCAAUAAACGGAUCAAAGACACACUGGCUCGAUCCGAGGAUCUGGAUUCCCUCAUCGAUAAGACGGAGGUGGAGAUAAAGGACCACCAGAAGAGCAUGGAGCGCUGGAAGAACAUCGAGAAAGAGCAGAACGAUGCAAUCAACCAUGACACCAAGGAGCUGGAGAAGAUGACCAACAGACAGGGCAUGUUGCUGAAGAAGAAAGAAGAAUGCAUGAAGAAGAUCCGUGAGCUAGGCUCUCUGCCGCAAGAGGCCUUCGAGAAGUAUCAGACGCUCACCCUCAAACAGUUGUUCAGAAAGCUGGAGCAGUGUAACACAGAGCUCAAGAAAUACAGCCACGUCAAUAAAAAAGCCCUGGACCAGUUUGUCAACUUCUCGGAGCAGAAAGAGAAGCUGAUCAAGAGACAGGAGGAGUUAGACCGAGGCUACAAGUCUAUCAUGGAGCUCAUGAACGUCCUUGAGCUGCGCAAAUAUGAAGCUAUACAGCUCACCUUCAAACAGGUGUCAAAGAACUUCAGCGAGGUGUUUCAGAAAUUGGUGCCCGGCGGUAAAGCCACUCUGGUGAUGAAGAAGGGAGAUGCUGAAGGCAGUCAGUCUCAGGAUGAAGGUGAAGGGGCAGACAGCGAGAGAGGAUCUGCUUCCCAGAGCAGCGUGCCCAGUGUUGAUCAGUUCACUGGAGUGGGCAUCAGGGUGUCGUUCACAGGUAAACAAGGAGAGAUGAGAGAGAUGCAGCAGCUGUCUGGAGGUCAGAAGUCUCUGGUGGCGUUGGCGCUCAUUUUCGCCAUUCAGAAAUGUGACCCAGCUCCAUUCUACCUGUUUGAUGAAAUCGACCAGGCUCUGGAUGCUCAGCACAGAAAAGCAGUGUCAGACAUGAUCGUAGAGCUAGCCGGACACGCUCAGUUCAUCACCACAACCUUCAGACCUGAGCUGCUGGAGUCAGCUGACAAAUUCUAUGGCGUUAAAUUUAGAAACAAGGUGAGUCACAUCGAUGUGAUCUCAGCAGAGCAGGCGAAGGACUUUGUGGAGGACGACACCACUCAUGGCUGAAAAGAAAAAUGAAGAACACGCCUCCAUCACUCGUUUCCUCUUAGCCUCCAUCUUUUCUGCGGUUUCGUUUUUUUAAAAAGUCGAAAUGAAUGCAAAAAAAAAUGCGGUCGGAUUCUGAACCGAUUUUGUCAGUUAAUUGUUGUUUAACAAUUAUUUUGUAUUUUCUCCUGUUUGUUGAUUUAUACAUUUCAAAGUUGAACACCGACAAGUUUUCACGAUUUGGAUGCAUAUUUACGCUUGCUUCAGCCUGAGUUAUUUAAACGGACGUGCGUUCGAUCACGCCAAGUUAAACAUCAGUAAUAAACGAGCUGCGGUUUGCUUCAGGGAUGCUGUCAAGACGUCUCUCUCACUCACUACUAAACCAGCAUGAAUAUGUUCAACCGUUAAUAUUUUUUAAAGCGCUAUACAAAACGUUUGGUUUUGUAGGUUUUCUGAAUGAGGUUCAAUAUUUUUUUUAUCAUUUAUUGUUGACUAUACCUUUGCAUUCAUUCUUUUAGGUCAUUGUGAUAUAUAGUCAGUCAUUUAAUGUGUUUUCUGUUACCUAAAAACUACAAUAAAGUUACCCACAA